CCGGGAGGUGGCGCGGGGCCGGCGGUUCUAGCAGUUUCCACGGGCGGUCGGAGCGGCGGCGGCGGUCCCGAUGGCCAAGUGGGGGGAGGGCGACCCGCGUUGGAUCGUGGAGCAGCGGGCGGACGCCACCAACGUCAACAACUGGCACUGGACUGAGCGGGACGCGUCCAACUGGUCCACGGAGCGGCUGAAGGCCCUCCUCCUGCCCGUCAGGGUGGAGGGCGAGGAGGGGGCCUGCGAGGUAACCGAAGUGAGCAAGCUGGACGGGGAGGCCUCCAUCAACAACCGCAAGGGAAAGCUCAUCUUCUUCUACGAGUGGGCCAUCAAGCUGGCCUGGACGGGCACCUCGACCACAGGAGUGAAAUACAAAGGUUACGUGGAGAUUCCUAAUCUCUCAGAUGAGAACGACGUUGAUGAAGUGGAGAUCCUUGUCAGCCUUGCUAAAGAUGAGCCUGACACUAACUUGAAGACCCUGAUGAAGCAAGAAGGUGCAAAAAAAAUCAGAGAUGCAAUAAAAACUUACAUUAGCACUCUCAAAACAGAAUUCACCCAGGGCAUGAUAUUGCCUACAGUGAAUGGUGAACAUAUGGAAGCAGCACCUCAAGUGGCACCUAAAGCAAAAGACAGCAAGACGACUGCUAGCACCAGUACUGCCACAGCACAGUCCAAGUCCAUAGGAGUCAAGAUCCCUACGUGUAAGAUCAGCUUGAAGGACACGUUCUUAACAUCUCCUGAGGAGCUCUACCGAGUGUUUGUUACUCAAGAGAUGGUCCAAGCUUUCACCCACGCACACGCAGCCCUGGAGGCUGAUAAAGGAGGCAAGUUUCAGUUGCUGGAUGGCAGUGUCACAGGAGAGUUUGUUGACCUAGUCCCUGAGAAGCAACUUGUUAUGAAAUGGAGAUUUAAGUCUUGGCCAGCUGGGCACUUUGCAACAAUUACCUUGAAUUUCACUGACAAAGGUGGUGAGACAGAGGUGUGCUUGGAAGGCAAGGGAAUUCCUGCCAGUGAGGAGGAGAGAACAAAGCAAGGCUGGCAGCGCUACUACUUUGAGGGCAUUAAACAGACAUUUGGCUAUGGUGCCCGCUUGUUUUAAUAAUGGUUGUUGGAAAGACAAUGCCUGAAGACUCUGCCACGUGGACUGAUACAUUUCUCACCUCUCCCUUUCUAAUCUUGGCCCUGCUGCUGGGUAGAGUGGGAUGAUAGGUGAUGAGGAAAGCCAUUGAGCAGCACCACUUUCAGUCCCUCACUGCUUCAUGCAUGUCUCGUGCUGCAGGGGAUUCUCUUACAUGUACAUACUUCUAUUGCUAAAUAAACCUAACUUAAAAAAAAAAACACCGCGUACUUGUGUCCUCAGAUGGGCUUAAGUUCAAAGGUUUAGUGGCCAGACUGAGGGAGGGAUCCGUCUGGAAAUACACUGAUCAAUGAGGAUUGUUGAUCCCAAUGUGAUUUACUUCUCAUUUCUGGAUGCACAGAGGGCAUGAGCUUGGUGCAGUUUUUAGUUUGAGCAGCUGCUUGUUUUCUUUCUGCUUUUGAUCUGCUAAUAAAUGUUUCAAACCCUUGCCAUUUUUGAAGGGAUCUAAGAUCCUGUCAAAGCCAUGCCUCUCCUCCCUUGCAUAUCCCUCUCUUUACAUAAUCCUUUCAUGUACUUACACCAGCCUCUACUAUAGGAAUGCCAAUCAUUUAGUCACCCAGUGUCCAAGAAAAUCAGCAGACCACUGCUGGGGAAACUCCCACCUAAAAGAUGGUUCUAGCAAGGGUCAGCUACUUCCAAGAGCUUCAGGCCAAAACAAACUUAGUGUCUCAGUGGGGGUGGAUUUAUUCCCCUAAAAUAAACAAGGUGCAAUUCUUUUGGCUGACCCCACUUCAGCUGUUGCUUCUGUGGGGGGGAGGAAGAGAAAACUGCUGGCUUGUUCUCUUCUGCUGGUAGUGUCUUCUGAAGUGCAUAACCAGGUCUUGGGAAAAGGGAGAUGAAUUCUGCUUGGAAGUGUCAAUGUAAAAUCAGUAGGGUGACUUUUUCUUGCAUUAUCCUGAAGUGAUUAUUUAUGGUAUAGUGCUUAGGAAUAUCAAGAGUGUGGUAGGAAUUUUAUAUGACUGAAAAGGAAGUUGUAGGAAGGACCAAUCACUUGUACAUAGGGUAAGACUUCCCUGCAUCCAUGUUCCCUCACUGUACUCUUCAAGGUCAUCUGGCUGAGAAAGGUGCUGGAAGUAUUUUCCUGGGAUUCAUGUGCAUGGGUGAGCUACUGUAAGUGUCUUGCAGGAUGCAGGAGGCUGACAUUGUAUACAUGCACUGAUGUUACUGCACAGCAUGUGUUUGUUUUUAGACAAUCCUGGGCUGAAACAUGGGAAAUGUGAAACCUCUGUGAACAUACUAGCCCAGAUAAGAUGAGAGCUUUGAUAAGAGAAGAGCCAAAUUUUUUGAAAAUGGAAGAUAAGCUCAUUCUGAGUUAACUUGAACCAACCCAACACCUGAACUGUGCUGUACUGGCAGUGCUUGGCCUGCUGACCACGCUGUGGCAGCAGUGCUGCUGUCUGCGUAGCCUCACUGGCACAGCUGAGCAAGGGCCGCAGAAGGCAGGCUGAGCUAAUCACCUGCUGCUGGAAAACUAGGAAGUGGAACAGGAAGGCAGCUGAACUGGAAUUUUAAUUGCCUUCCUUUCAUCACAAACUUUGGGCAUCCUGCUGCUACUCUGAAUAGGACACGCUUUGGCCUCAGCCAGCAGCCUGUGAGCAAGAGGCUCUCAGGCUCUGGGUUUCGCUCAAAGGCUGCCUGAGGGCAUGUCAUACAGCCGUAAGUUAUGCCAGUGCUGCCCCAGCUGGCUCCAUGCCCCUUGUGCUGGCAACCCCCACGGGACAGGUAGCCAGGCUGGGGCUGCUCUUCACAAUAUAGUGCAUGAAAUUCAUCCACUCCUGAAGGAAAAUUGGUGCUAAAAUGCCAGGCUCGGAGCUAGCACUUAGGCCAAGAGACAAAAGGUAUCAGGAUAUACUUACUGUGAUGGGGCAUAGUAGUGGCAAUGCCUUACAGUACUGCUGUGGAGCCUCACUUUACUUCAUGUUGGUCAAAGUCUGCCUGUUCUCAGCAAAGCAUCCACCUGUCCAUCUAAAGGUGACAUCUGGUGCAGCCAUACAGAUGCUAAUGAGGUGCCCCAGACCUUUGCUUUGCUUGGAAGCAUUAGGAGAUCUGGACACAGUUUGCAGACCCUCAGCUAUUUGGGGAGGGAGAGGUAUGUAAGAUGAGAAAGAAAAGCAACUUCAUAUUCCUGUGCCAAGACGGUCUUCAAGAAUCUCAAAUGACACAAGCUAAGAGGGAAAGGCUUGUGAAUGAAAAAAAAAAUCCAACAACAAAAAACAAUAGUGAAACAACCAGAAAACGUAACUAAGCAGUGAAUUUUUCACAGCAAUGAGACAUCAGAGAUAGAUGUUAAAGUUUAGAGUUUAAAAUAUUCUUGACAAAAUUGAAAAGCGAUUCAGGAGAAAACACAUGCGCAUUUGACCUUAUUGAAUUGCAAAGCUUUGCACUGGGGCAGGAACAACCAGUAACACGCAUACACAGGGAAAUGACAGGCUUGGAACACAUUUGUGAAAGACAUUUAAGAUAGGUGGGUUAUAGUGAAUUCUCAAAUGAAAAUAAAUUUCAAUAAUGACAAAAGAGGAAAAAAAGCUGCCCAAGCAGGUCUGUGGGCUCUGUGAAGAAAUCUUUCCAUAGAGCAUUAAGAUAGCUCCAGCUCCACAGCUUUGUUCUGAGCCUGCACAUAUCAAGACAGACGUAGCUUACAUGGAGAAAGUCCAGCGGUGGGCAACAAGAAUGAGUGCAGCUUCUGAGGAAAACCUGACAGACAGCAUUUGUUUAGUCUGGAGAUGAGAAGAUAGAGGAGCGAGGCAGGGAAAGAGGGAUUGCAGUGAUAAAAGUCUGCAAAUAUGUGAGAAGUAGGAGCAAAUAAGGAAAUAAUAUGCUCUCUGUGACCACUGCAGAUAAGAUGCACCAGGCUUAAAACCUAAAGGAUUUAGGUUGGCUGCUAGGAAAAUGUGAGAACAGUAAAUCUGAGGAAUACAGCGACCUCUCCAUCUCUGGAGAGUUUUAAGACCAGGAGAGAGGGCCCAUUGGUGAGAGAUGAUUUACCCACAUCCCCAUGGCAGAGCCAUGUGAUUUUAGGAGGUCCCAUAAUAAUCCAUUAUCUGUGAUCCACCACUCCAGGUGCAAAGGCCUUUCUCCUGCCACAUCAGAGGCCCUAUGGUGGUCCCACAAAUGCUGCUCAGCUCCCAGAGCCAGUGCCUGCAGGACAGCCCAGCAGGGUCUGCUGGAGUAGGGUGUGCUGCUGGGGAUCAGACCACCUGGGGGACUUUGUGUGGGGCCUGGCAAGGUUGGGCUGUGGUCCCUACUGUGAGGCCCCAUGCUGGGUUAGGAGAAUAGCUGACAUACCUUCAACAAAGCAGGGGCCAGGCCCUGCCAGCUGGGCUCAUCUCCGGCACUUCUGAGGGGCAGCUGGAUGCUGCCUGGCAGGGGAAGAAGGGCAAGAAAUUCUUUUCCCGAUUGUGAACAUGGGGGCCCAUCCACUGUGGCAUGAUGUGUUGCUACAGUGACGUCCCAUUGCAGGCUAGAAUGCUUGAUUUCUGCCUGGAAGGGUGUUCUUUCCAUCUCCAAAGGCUCAGGUUUAAGUCAACGCCCAAGGAUUAUCAUCACAACCAACUUUGCUGUGUUCCAGGCAAAGGCCAGACCUUGUGCCCCAGACUGCUCCACUCCACUGCACAUUGGGUGUCAGGGAAGUGGUGUGGCUGAGCCACACACAGAGCUGCCAAACUGGGUUGGGACAACUCACCAGGCUGAGAAGUGGUAUGUGUAGAGCAGCAGGCAAAAACACAACUUGAAACUGCUGCAGACUGUGGUCUCAGUCAGCAUCUCCAAUUCUGGUGCUCCCUUUCCUCUCCUGCAGAGCUAGGGCAGUAAUUCGUCCUGUUUCACCUCCUGUUCCUGUAAGAUUUCUGUAAGAGAGUUUUGGAGCAAGGCCCAGUAACACAGGGACCUCCCCUGAUGAAUAAAUGCAUGUUGUAUGAGCAGUAACUUCUGAUUCCAGGAGCAGAGUGACUUUUUGCUGUUUUCCUGAGAGCCAAGCUCACCCUGCUACCCCAAGUCAGGCUGCAGGCAACGGUGGUUUUGAUGCAAAGGAGACCAAUGGGAGCUUGGUGUGUUGGAGCAUCCUUUGCCUGGUGGAACAGCCUGCAGCCCCCAGGCAGGGGCCAACAAUGGCGCCAGGCAGCUGCAGAGCAGAGCCACCUACUGCUGUCCCAGAUAGACUUUGACAGGUGCACAGCCAGCACAAGGCAAAAGGGGUAAGAGAGGGGGAGGGUAAACAGCUGGAAAUAACAGGAGAUUGCUUAGAAGUGGUCACAAUUUAAGCAGCAAAUUAACAGCCACAAAAAGCUGUGAUCCUUAGAAAGCUUUGCUAAUCCUUCUGCUAUCAUUAGCUUUUGGCUGAGAAGCUUGUUUACCAAAUCAGUUUUCCAGCUGGGAAGAUGCUGUGUUUUUCUCAUCUGCUCUCAUGCACACACCUGUUAUUAGCAGGGUGCUCCUGUAAGGUCUGAGUAUGUAAUAAAACUUGGCAUCAGGGCUGAAGCACAGGCAGUGCACCUCUAAACAGCCCCCAGUGAUCUUGUAGGAGAUUUCCAUCAUUUUGUGCAGAAUUUCAAUUCCUGUAGCCCUCCCCUGGGCAUCCCUUGGCUUCCCAUUCCAUGUUCUUGUCCUUCUUUGUUAUUGCUGUUAGUUGAACCUCAUCAAUAUCUUACAGCUCUUUGGUACUCGAGGCAUGACAGAGAAAGGCCGUGUCCCACCAAGAUCUGCCAUUAGCCAAGCCAGGAGAUGGGGAAGGAGAGGUAAACACAAAUACACGCAAAAGUGACAGAAGUGGGGGACACACAUGGACAAUGUCUCUCUCUACAGUCAUUUUACACCCAUGCACAUACACAUCCCCUGUCUACCAGCAUCACCCACCCCUGCUUUUCAGCUACCACAACUGUCACUCACAAUCCAUACGAAGGAACCAUGUACAUGUUGGGGAUGGACAAAGCUUGGAAAGAACAUGAGACCUGAGCCUUCUGCACCAUUACAAUUGCACAAUUCAAGCUGCCAGGAUUUGAAUCACAAUUAUAAGAGAAAUCCAAAGUACCCUGGUUUGCAUCCUUCUGCCUUGUCACCUUCUGAUUGGAAAUGGCGUCAGGAAAAUCAGACUCCUUUGAGCAUUUGUGAUCAACUGCUGCUCACAACAUUCAGAAGCAUCUGCAUGCACUUCUGCUACUGAAACGUGCUCGACAUCACCACAUGCAUAUGAUAAGAAAGCAAAGCCAGGCUCCUGCAGCACAGCAGUGAAGGGACCUGAGGCACUCAGCACUCAGUGCAGCAUCAUCCUGCACAGACAGAACAAAAGGUUCUAACAGUGUAUGCUUCAGUCCCAACUGAAUGACAUCAGCAACACACACAUACAUAAAGUGCUUUAUUGCAGUGUCAGAAUAAAGAAUUCUCUAUGAAAUUUUGUAGAAAUAAAUCUCAUAUAUAUUAUAUAUUAAAAAAAAA
This is a messenger RNA of Tympanuchus pallidicinctus (lesser prairie-chicken), 6562 nucleotides long. RefSeq names its product activator of HSP90 ATPase activity 1 (gene AHSA1). The transcript has 9 exons. The record is from RefSeq and is a predicted model, not a curated record. Gene Ontology annotation, molecular function: ATPase activator activity; protein-folding chaperone binding. Gene Ontology annotation, cellular component: cytosol. Lineage: Eukaryota; Metazoa; Chordata; Aves; Galliformes; Phasianidae. Gene Ontology annotation, biological process: protein folding; positive regulation of ATP-dependent activity. Bases 71 to 1093 code for a protein of 340 amino acids.